Molecule: messenger RNA, 2300 nt
Organism: Esox lucius (northern pike)
Lineage: Eukaryota; Metazoa; Chordata; Actinopteri; Esociformes; Esocidae
Gene: bpifcl
Product: BPI fold containing family C, like
Exons: 16
Coding region: 117-1547 (476 amino acids)
Molecular function (GO): lipid binding
Source: RefSeq, a predicted model, not a curated record
UUGAAAAUGAGGAAGCUACUGUGUAGCGUAUAUAAAUAUAAGAUAAUCACAUGGUGAGUCUGUAAUCAAUACUACAGCAGCCUAAAUCAGAACUUUAUCAACCAAGGGCCUUAAGCAUGCUGCUAUUCCUUAUACUUCUGCUGCCUUGUACCAACCAUGCUUUUGGUCUGAAUCCUGCAAUAAAGGCCGUAUUGGCAAGUAAAGGACUUAAAUAUGGGACACACAUUGGGACCGAUUGGAUGCAUGAGAAGAUACUAAGUAUGAAAGUUCCCGAUGUCACAGGUGGUGUCUACAUUGGUUUUGGAACAGUGAAAUACGUCCUUGAUGGAAUCUCUGUGUCUUCAUGUGAUGUUCCAGAGCCCUCAGUAAACUUCUCAGAAGGCUCGGGACUCAAGAUUGUAAUCAAUGGCUUGAGCAUUGCCGUGAGGGGUAAUUGGCACACAACAUUUGGCAUCAUAACUGAUGGUGGUUCAUUUGACCUGGCAGUGUUCAACUUGGACUUGACCUUGUUGGUGGAUAUUGGGAGUGAUGACAAAGGACAUAUGUCCAUCUUAAGUAAAUACUGUUCUGCCAGGAUCAACUCAGCUACAAUUAAUUUCCAUGGAGGAGCUAGUUGGAUUUUCCAGCCAUUUGUGGACUGUUUUAAAAGUCGUAUUAAAGCUCUAAUUGAGGAAAAGAUAUGCCCACUGGUUGAUCAGCAUGUUGCAGAUUUGGAGCAAUAUCUAACUGAACUGCAAGUGUCCUUCCAGAUAGAUCCUAUUGUAGUUUUGGAUGUACCCCUGACCAACGCCCCGCUCAUCAGCUCAUCAAGCCUUGGUCUGGAUUUGAAGGGUGAGUUCUACAGUAUCAAGAGUCCCAAAGAGCCUCCUUUUGAAGCCAAGGCUUUUGAUCUGCCGAAGGACGAUGGCUUCAUGCUCUCACUGGGCCUGUCGGAAUUCAGUUUUAACUCUGCCUCAUAUGCUUACUUCGACACUGGGCACCUUCACAUCACAGUUACAGAUGAAAUGAUCCCACCAACCUCUCCUUUGCGCCUCAACACCAGCUACUUUGGGCCUUUCAUCCCUCAGCUUCCCAAGCUCUUCCCCAACAUGCUCAUGUUACUGGAGGUGUAUGCCAGAGAAAUUCCAAUGUUUUCCUUCCUGCCUGGCGAGGUGACACUUGAUUUUCCCGGUGCUGUUAAAGCUUUGGCCAUCCUGCCAAAUAGAACACUGACUCCACUCUUUAAACUCAAUGCUGACUCCCUUUUUAGUGGGAAGGUAUACAUUUCAGAGGGGAAACUAAAAGGCCUGAUGGAACUAAAAAAUUUUACCCUGACACUUGCAUCAAGUGAAAUUGGAACUUUUCAGACUGCGGCUCUGGAAAAAGGUGUGAACAUGUUGAUGAAGAUUUCAGUGUUAUCUGUACUGAAUGCCAAAUUGAAGGAAGGAAUUGCUUUACCCACCAUACGGUCCCUCAACUUUGUUAACUCCGUGCUGAAGGUCCAGCAGGGUUUUCUGUCUAUUGCAUCAGACCUUGAGGUUCCAUAUCCAAAAAGAGAGUAUUUUUAAGAGGGUUUAUAUGCCCAUUUGAAGUGAUGCCUGCUUAUAAUAAUUCAGAUAUUCAUGUAAAACUAUCACUAGCCACAUCUAUUAUUCCUAUUCCGUUGAUCAAAUAUCAAAAGAAACAACUUGAAUCUACCAUUUCAACUUAAAUUACACUUACUGUACACAUUGCCUCAUUAUGGCAAUGGAUAACCCACUGAUUUACAAAGAUUAACAAGCACUGCUGGAUAAUGAAUCAGCUUUUUUCUCUUGCAGGCAUUAAAGUUGCGUAAAACACAAUACAAUCAACGCCAACAUUAAUAUAAUUCCAUACCGCAUGAUUAGAAAUUAAUUUCAAUGUAAAGUUUAUUUGUUAGUUUCUGGGAAAUGCUAUAAUGUUCGAAGAGAAUUACUUUCUUUACCCUCAUCAAGAAACCCUGUAAACUCAGCAUGGUCCCAGACGUUUGGACCUGUUUCUACUCAUGCUGUCAUGCAUGUCAGAACUCUGACGACCAAACAGGUUUUCUCUAGCACACCAGUGGAUCUGGGCUAUGGCAAACUGGAGGACGACUAUCUGUGGCUACAAGUGUACCAACAAUCAGUAUUUAUGAAUACAAAGCUUGAAAUUUUAGUACUUGACACAACUACAGUACACUGUUCAUAAAAACAAGAUAUUUGUUUUGAGAUAACUUGACAAUGUUAAGUACAACUGAUUUCAUUGACAUUCUAGGAAUGUGUGUUCCAACUAUUGCUUAUAAAAAAUGUUUUCAGAUAUUCCAA